Entelurus aequoreus (snake pipefish) is the source of this 1662-nucleotide messenger RNA. RefSeq names its product oocyte zinc finger protein XlCOF19-like. Gene Ontology annotation, biological process: regulation of transcription by RNA polymerase II. Gene Ontology annotation, molecular function: RNA polymerase II cis-regulatory region sequence-specific DNA binding; DNA-binding transcription factor activity. The transcript has a single exon. NCBI's taxonomy places the organism in Eukaryota, Metazoa, Chordata, Actinopteri, Syngnathiformes, Syngnathidae. Bases 565 to 1521 code for a protein of 318 amino acids. The record is from RefSeq and is a predicted model, not a curated record.
UGUGUUGCCUUUCUUCCUCUCCACCAUGUUAUUGCUUGUAUGCACUUUGUGUGUGCGUUUUGACACACUCAACAUCAUGCGCCUCCGCUCUGUAGUCACCGCCGCACAGCGGCAUUCAGAUGAAAGAACGGUUCCGGUAAUUUUCAAAGGUGGUAUUGUACCGAUUUUAAUUGAUUAGUACCGCGAUACUUUAUUAGUAGCAGUAUACUGUACAACCCUACUACACACACAUACAGUACAUAGAAGAAAGUGUGUUUUUGUUGUUUGUGUCUUGCAGACGUCCAGCAGCUGAUCGGUAAUCCAGAAGAAGUUUCCCCUCAGUUAGGGGGGAGCUCUACUUUGAAGCAGGAGACUCCACAACCACCCUGCAUUAAAAAGGAAGAGGAGGAACUCUGCAUCACUCAGGAGGGAGAGUGUCUUCUAGGACGAGAGGAAGCUGAUUACACCAAGUUUCCACUGAGUAUUCUCUCUGUGAAGACUGAAGAUGAUGAAGAGAAACCACAACUAGACAACAUCUUAACUCCACUAUCACAUAGUGAGGCGAAAGACAAGGUUGAAGAACCUAUGAGUAGGAAAACUGACUGUAAAGAACUUCCCCUUCAGCCUAAGGAGGGCAGCUCCACUAUGAAGCAGGAGGCUUCACAGCCCCCUCACAUUAAAAAGGAAGAGGAGGAACUCUGCAUCACUCAGGAGGGAGAGUGUCUUCUAGGACGAGAGGAAGCUGAUUACACCAAGUUUCCACUGAGUAUUCUCUCUGUGAAGACUGAAGAUGAUGAAGAGAAACCACAAGUAGACAACCUCUUAGCUCCACUAUCAGAUAGUGAGGCUGAAGACGAGGUUGAAGUAACUUUGAGCAGCGAUGCAGACUGUGAAGGUGAUAUGAGGACUCACACUGACAACAAACACUCUGAAUGCUCUACAAAGAAGAGAGGUAAAACAUGUUUGAGCUGCUCAGUUUGUGGUGAAAGCUUUACUAAAAAGAGCAAUUUGACUCAACACAUGAGAACACACACAGGUGAAAAACCAUUUAAUUGUUCAGUUUGUAGCAAAAGCUUUUCUCGAAAUAGCAUGUUGACUGAACACAUGAGAACACACACAGGUGAAAAACCAUUUAAGUGUUCAGUUUGUUGCAAAAGCUUUUCUCAAAAGAGCAAGUUGACUGAACACAUGAGAACACACACAGGUGAAAAACCAUUUAGUUGUUCAGUUUGUGGCAAAAGCUUUUCUCGAAAUGACCCUUUGACUCAACACAUGAGAACACACACAGGUGAAAAACCAUUUAAUUGUUCAGUUUGUGGCAAAAGCUUUUCUCGAAAUAGCAUGUUGACUGAACACAUGAGAACACACACAGGUGAAAAACCAUUUAAGUGUUCAGUUUGUUGCAAAAGCUUUUCUCAAAAGAGCAAGUUGACUGAACACAUGAGAACACACACAGGUGAAAAACCAUUUUGUUGUUCAGUUUGUGGCAAAAGCUUUUCUCGAAAUAACCAUUUGACUCAACACAUGAGAACACACAGGUGAAAAAACAAUUAAUUGUUCAGUUUGUGGCAAAAGCUUUUUUCAAAAUUGCCGUUUGGCACAACACAUGAGAAAACACACAGGUGAAAAACCAUUUAACUGUUUAAUUUGUGGUAAAAACUAUUCUUUAAAACCCCAUUUUUC